Messenger RNA from Serendipita indica DSM 11827, 2106 nucleotides. The record is from the annotation of a GenBank genome assembly. NCBI's taxonomy places the organism in Eukaryota, Fungi, Basidiomycota, Agaricomycetes, Sebacinales, Serendipitaceae.
AUGACCUUUGCCAAUAACGCGGAGGUUGAAAUACCAUUGAAAGCAGAUCCAGAGAGCGUCUCGGUUGGUCUCGAGGAUGUCAAGCGGCUGGUCAACGGCCAUUCGAUGAACGGCAAAGUCAUCUUACCACCUUUUGAACCGGUCAUAUUUGUAGAGGCAAAGGAAACAAAUCUCAACGCGGAAUUAGACGGCAUCAAGUAUAAGCCCAUCAACGUUCCUGGCGAAGAAAUGUCGUUCCAUCCACCCCUGGUCGAAAAAUCAUUUCCAAAAGAAGGGAUCAAGGAGACAGUAAAGGCCCCACCGACCCCCAGCAAGACUGAGGAACCUGAGCCCAAGCCUCUGGACACCAUUGUACUCUCGCAAGAGUGGAAGAUCGAAAAAGUGCCUAUAUCUGCGCUGGACUGUGGUCUCCAUAAUCUUGGCAAUAGUUGCUUUAUGAACAGCACACUGCAAAUCCUCCUACACACUGCACCGUUGCUGAACGUACUGCUUUCACAUCGACACGAUUCUUGCAAGCUCGCCCUUGAUGGCUCGUAUUGCUUUACCUGCCAAUUGCGAAAACUAGCGUUAGACAUACUGUGUCGUAAGUCACGUCAAGCUCGGUCACCUGAAGAUAUAUUUCGGAAUCUAAAGAGAAUAUCGCCUACCCUGCGGCAAUACAGACAAGAAGACGCACACGAAUUCCUUCGCUUCAGUAUUGAUGCAUUGCAGUUGAGCGCCCAAAAUGGUGUCAAGUCUGUACCCGAAAAACUCGCUGCUACCUCUUGGGUCUACCGGCUAUUUGGAGGUCAAUUUCGCUCUCGUGUCACCUGUGGUUCCUGUGGACACAAUAGCGACACGUUUGAUACUUUGCUCGACUUGAGCGUGGACAUUGCCAAAUGUGAUACAUUGAAACAGGCCCUCAGGAUGUUCUCCGCGAUUGAGCGACUGGAGGGAAGCAACAAGUACAAAUGUGAAAAAUGCAAAAAACCGGUCAACGCAAAGAAGCAAAUCACUGUACAUAAAGCUCCGAUGGCACUUUGCAUCCAGCUCAAGCGGUUCAGCCCUUGGGGUCGCAAAAUCACCAAUAUGAUCGACUAUCCGGAAACUCUGUCCCUGAACGAGAUUCUAAGUGAUAAUCAGACAUCACCUAUGUAUCAGCUGUACGGCGUCAUCGUUCAUGCUGGAUCGGGUCCUAACUCUGGUCACUACUACACAUUUGUCAAGAACUAUGCGGGGAAGUGGCUACGGAUCAAUGAUGACGAAGUGGAUACUAUCCCCCGGGCACCUCUCGGAUCGAAGAAUGCGUACAUGCUCUUCUAUAUGCGCCGCCCAUUCAACAUCAACGAUGUGGUUGCUUCUACCUCGUCUCAGAAGUCGGCAGAGAAGCUGUCGAAUAGCGACAAUAGGAAGCGAAAGGCUGAGGAUAUGGAGGAAGACGAAGACGUUGGCGAGACGGUCUCUCGUCCGCCACUUUCGUCCCCGAUGAAUAGCAGUGCUGCAUCCACCCCUGGACCUUCAUCAGCGAAGAAGCCUCGCAACGAGACCUACGAAUCGUUCAAGAGCAAAUUGAUCCAACCCCAACGCCAUGUUAAACCCGUGAUCAAAACUACUCUCAAGCUCGUGCCCCCAAAGGCUCUACCCAAGAAGCCACUUGAUCUGCCGGGUGUAGACAAUAGCGACGGCACAGACGAGAGCAUAUCGUCACCUGAUGCUUCUCCUACCAGACAUGACCAGCCAUCAAAUUCUCCGCGUACUCCCACCGUGGAGCACAUACUCCCGCGAGCUCAUUCAGAAGAAGAGAAAGUAACAUCCAUAUUUCUUACACCCAAAAGCCGAAUAACGACUCCACCGUGGUCGAUCCCGGAUGCCUCACAAUCAAGUCCACGUCCUGAAUCAAUUCCUCCCUCCUCCGGCGCGUCAAAGGCUCAGACUGAGAAUGAAAGUGACGACGGCUCGUAUACAGCACCAACGUGGUCCCAAAAGUCCCAACAGACGAUCGAGGUGAGGGACGUGCGUCCUCACAACCCCAAAAAACAAUAUCAUAGCAAAAACAGACGUGAACGUGGCAGGAACCCCUUUGGUCAAAUUGGCAUGCCCAAGGGACGUCGACCUGGCGGUAUAUAG